AUGGUAUCUUCGGAAAGUCGUGAAUGCAUUGUGUCGCCUACAAACGAACUGAGAGCUGCUGUUAGUAUUAUUGACGGAAUGAAUAAUUAUAAUCAUCCACCGCCGAGAAGAUCAUCAUUCGAUUUCGAUGAUGAACCUCAGAUGGUCAAAUUGGAUAUAGAAACGAAUAAGGGUGGAAGACCGAGAGUCGGAAGUGGCAGACGUGAACUUCAACCACUAUCGGAGAACACACUCAACAUGUUCGCUUGCAUUGUUGCGACCAUAAUUGCAGCCCUCGCUAUCUUUGGUCUCAUCAUCACCCUUUUUGUUCUGGUUUUGAAGUAA
Caenorhabditis remanei is the source of this 324-nucleotide messenger RNA. RefSeq lists its product as uncharacterized. The transcript is spliced from 3 exons. The record is from RefSeq and is a predicted model, not a curated record. Bases 1 to 324 code for a protein of 107 amino acids. Lineage: Eukaryota; Metazoa; Nematoda; Chromadorea; Rhabditida; Rhabditidae.